AACUCCCCCUAAACAAUAUUGAUCUCAAAAGUGGUCUCAUCAAUGGCGAACACUUUAAUGGCGACAACUCGUCCACUAGCUCUCCUCUCCUCUACAAGAUCGACACUUCAUCUCCUUUUCAAAUCCCCGAAGAGACCCUUCUCUUCGUUUCUGUCAUCUCCCGCCGCGGGAAGCUCUAGUUCGAGACGCGUAAGCGCCGUUUUGUCUCGUGGAGAAACUACCACGCCGUCGUCUAUUUACGGCCACGGAGUUUUCAGGGCUUCUGGGUUUGGUGUUGCUAAUAUUCGCAGCCGUGAUUUCAGUACAAGAUCCUCUCAGAUCAACGAUGCUGGUUCGAUUGAUCAAACUCUUAUGCAAUCCAUGGAGCAAAAGAUCAAAGAACAAUUGAAUGCAGAGUCGGUUUCUGUCAAGGAUAUGUCUGGAGAUGGUCGCCACGUUUGCAUCAAUGUCGUAUCAUCCGCUUUUGAGGGACAAUCUGCAGUUAACAGACAGAGGAUGGUCUACAAGGCCAUUUGGGAGGAGCUUCAGAACGUAGUUCAUGCCGUUGAUCAGAUGACGACAAAGACUCCUUCCGAAGUUUGAAGCCUCUUAAAUUUUUUUUUAUGAUACGAAGCCAAAUCUAUUAUUUGAACAGCGGACAAAGCUGUUUUGUUUUAUCAAAAACAAAUUUGGAUGUUUCUUUUUGUUGUUGAUGUCGGUUUAUGACAUCCUUUGCUCUGUUUAGUAAAAUUCAGUGAUAAAAGGUAUGUUUCAAAUU
Molecule: messenger RNA, 757 nt
Organism: Raphanus sativus (radish)
Lineage: Eukaryota; Viridiplantae; Streptophyta; Magnoliopsida; Brassicales; Brassicaceae
Product: protein BOLA4, chloroplastic/mitochondrial
Exons: 3
Coding region: 43-582 (179 amino acids)
Source: RefSeq, a predicted model, not a curated record